Messenger RNA from Papaver somniferum (opium poppy), 546 nucleotides. RefSeq names its product snakin-2-like. Bases 64 to 369 code for a protein of 101 amino acids. The record is from RefSeq and is a predicted model, not a curated record. The transcript is spliced from 2 exons. Lineage: Eukaryota; Viridiplantae; Streptophyta; Magnoliopsida; Ranunculales; Papaveraceae.
CUGAAACUUAGCAAAAGAAGCAGCUAUCAAACUCUCUCAAUAUUUCUGUUUGUGUCACUUCAAAUGGCACAGCUACGCAUGAUUCUUCUAAUGGGGUUUUUGAUCUUCUUCGUUUCUCAGGUUUCAACUGAGAUACAGAGUAAAACUGUAAGAGGAGCAAACAGAAGGCUGAUGGAAGAGGUGGAUUGUGAUGGGUUAUGUUUAACAAGGUGCAGUCUUCAUUCAAGACCAAAUGUGUGCACAAGAGCUUGCGGGACAUGUUGCGUGAGGUGCAAAUGUGUACCACCGGGUACAUUUGGAAAUAGAGAAGUUUGUGGAACAUGUUACACUGACAUGACUACCCAUGGUAAUAAGACCAAAUGCCCUUGAUGAUGUCAUAUCAUGUGUUACUCUACCAGUAGAAGACUAGUGUUUGUAAGUUGGUGCUUGUACGUACGGUCUGUUUGCUUUUGUUAUAUGUUGAACUUUUAGUCUUGUUUGGCAGUGUGUUUUACCGUGUAUUAGCUGCGGAUUUUCAAAUAGUUGGUGUUGUUAUUUUGAUUACCA